This is a messenger RNA of Ceraceosorus bombacis, 918 nucleotides long. The record is from the annotation of a GenBank genome assembly. Lineage: Eukaryota; Fungi; Basidiomycota; Exobasidiomycetes; Ceraceosorales; Ceraceosoraceae.
AUGGUGCAGUGUCUCGAGGCAGUCUGGUGUACCAUCUUGGAGACCUUUCAGCAUUUGACUGCCUUUUCAAACGCCAAAGCCAGGGCAGGCCUUCCCCCAACACCGACGGGUGUGAAUUCCAACGCUUGCCAGGGUGUCAAUGUGAUCGAUCCUUCAUUCUCAUAUGAAGAGGAGCGAAGCACUCUGAGCCCUGAGCUUGCGACAAUACUGACUGAGCUGCAGGCUGCAGUCAAGGCCAGGGAUCAAGAGCCCAGCAGUCUGACUCAAGCGGAGGUUGUCAGGCUCAAAAGCUUGUAUCACGAUCAGGUAGCCAAGCUUGUGCAGGCUGCAGGGUUCACAGCGCGAGGCAAGGAGAUAUGUCCAGGUUACUGGGAGCUCACAAACUUCUUCAAGCUCGACCUCGACACGGAAGGCGUAGAGUCGCUGCGAAGCCAUCCGCAAGUCACAUGGCCUCACAAGGACGUCUGUCUGGUGCCUGUCAGCAUGAUGUUUGCGCCUUCCGCGCCUUUCGACGUGGAGAAGGACAUGUGUGCUCGCCACGGGCUGAGGAUGCAGAUCCUCUUCCAAGGCUUCCACCUUGUUGUCUACAGAAAGCAGAACAUCUUACGACUCCGCGCUGGUGCAUUGAGGACCUGGGACCCGUCAUUCUCUUAUGAAGAAGAGCGAAGCACUCUGAACCCCAAGCUUACAACAAUACUGACCAAGCUGCAGGCCACAGUCAAGGCCAGGGAUCAAGAGCCUGACAGCCUGGCUCAAGCCAAGGUCAUCAGACUCAAAAGCUUGUACCAUGAUCAGGUAGCCAAGCUUGUGCAAGCUGCUGUGUGCUCACCACGGGCUGAGGAUGCAGAUCCUCUUCCAAGGCUUCCACCUUCGUCUCUGGAACGGAGGACAUCUUACGACUCCGCGCUGGUGCAUUGA